AUGAGCUGGAAGGCAUUGAACUAUAUUCCAUAUCUCGAUUACCAUUACCUGGGAUUUGGGACAAACUCCAGGAGUGUGUCUCGCACAUUAGAAUACUCAUACGAUGACUUUUGCCUUGCAGUUCUAUCCAAAGGGCUUGGAAAACAAGACUCUUACACCAAAUACAUGGCACGUUCAAUGAAUUGGAAGAAUACAUGGAAGGAGGAUCAAAGGAGUGUUAUUAAUGGGAAUGACACCGGAUACGUAGGAUUCUUCCAGCCCAAAUAUCUGAAUGGGACUUGGGGAUUUCAGGAUCCGAUAAAGUGUGCUCCCAUUGAAGGAUUUUGCUCUCUAACGUCGAACCCGCAAGAAACUUUUGAAGACUCUAUUUGGGAGUACCAAUUGUUUGUUACCCCCUCUUCUCUCUUUCCUCUUCGCUAAUUUAGGAAUAGUUACGUCCCCCACGACAUCUCAACCUUGAUAACUCUCCUCGGCGGUCCCCAGACCUUUGUAGAGCGCGUCAAAUACCUCCACCACGCAGGCCUAACAGACAUCGGCAACGAACCUUCCUUUCUAACUGCCUUCCUGUACCACUACGCCGGCCGACCCGGUCUCUCCUCCCAGCUGGUCCAUCAACACGUCCCGGGUUACUUCAACGACACGACUACCGGCCUCCCAGGGAACGACGAUACCGGUGCCAUGGCCAGUUUCAGCGCUUUCGUUACCAUGGGUCUCUUCCCUAACCCUGGUCAGGAUGUGUAUUUCAUCACCGUCCCUCUCUUUCCGGGGAUUAAUGUUAAGAAUCCGGUCUCUGGGAAAGUGGCUAGUGUUAGGAAGACCGGGACGGGGGAUUUUGUGAAGAGUGUUAGGUUGGAUGGGGUGGAGUGUGGGAAGAGUUGGAUUGGACAUCGGUUUUUUGCUGAUGGGGGUGUGUUGGAGAUUGAGGCGGGGGAGACGGAGGGGGGAUGGGGGAGUAGGCAAGAGGAUUUACCACCUAGUCCUGGGGCUGGGAUGGGGGGGAUGAGUACUCAGAGUAGGGAGAUGUUAGUCUAA
This is a messenger RNA of Hymenoscyphus albidus, 1032 nucleotides long. The record is from the annotation of a GenBank genome assembly. Lineage: Eukaryota; Fungi; Ascomycota; Leotiomycetes; Helotiales; Helotiaceae.